UUGACAUAUUUUUAUCAUCUUAUAUGCUCUUGUCGCUGCCGGUGACGGAGAUUGCCUGAGAAAUUACACCGGCAGAAUUUGUAAUUCAACUCUCUCCGGUAUAACCAAAUUUCCUUCUUCUCUCUUCCAUUCAGUCCCAGAUAUGCAAUUCAUUGACAUGUAAAACCCAUUUUUUUCCUAUCAGUUUUGGUGUCGGUGGCCGUGUGUGAUAGCGGCAAAGGGACUCGAAUUGAGCUUGCUAAUAUAUGGCUUACAGGAGAAAACAGCAGGUGCCUAAGGUUUCUACUGGAACUCCGCCACCACUUCCCGAUGAGAGUUCUUCUUCAUCAUCUGCUUCUUCUCUGGCUGCUAAGGCCAUACGAGCAUCCUCCGCAUACAAAGAUUCUUCUCUUUCCUCCGCAUAUGGUCAGUCAGCUCUUUCAUCUCCUCGCGACUCCUAUCCGUUACGAUCUUCUGCUCCGGUUUCAACAGCAUCAUUACCAUACAAAGAUUCUUCUCUCUCCCCCAUCUAUGGUCAAUCAGUUCUUUCAUCUCCUGGCCACUCAAAUCCCUUACGAUCUUCUGCUCCGGUUUCAACAGCUAAGGAUUCGUCCAGCUAUGAGUAUACAUCAAUGAAAAACUUGAGUGAAUCCAAACAAGGUAUUUGGGGAGUAUUGGCUAGGAAAGCGAAAUCUAUUAUUGAUGAUAAUAAUACAGACCAACCACAUCUAAGCGAAGUAAGAACAAGAAUGCAACAUAUGCCUGAUAGUGCAACCAUUGGUCAGCAAUAUGACAGAAAACAGUUGCCUGAAAGCGGUAGAAAAGCUGAGGGCCAUAAACUACAGAAGGGAUUAGAUGCUCUUGCAUCUUCCCUUAAUUAUAUUGGCGGGACCAUCGGAAAUGCUUUUGAGGAGGGUCUUGCAGUUGUAGAGAAUCGUACUGCAGAUAUCAUUCAGGAAACCAAAAAGCUGCAUAUAAGGAAAAAAGAUAGCAGCUCUAUUCCACAGAAUAAUGCUUCAAUGAGUGGUGCACAUCAGCAACCUCUGUUGCGGGCCCACAUGCAACCCCAGACACAGGCUGAUUUGGAAACUCAACUCAAGGCAUCUCGCGACGUAAGGUGGCAACUGUGUAACACUGGUUUAGCAAUAACUUAUCACGUCGUUGCAAUGGCAAUGGCUGCAAAAGCAAAGCUUCUUCUUCGGGAGCUGAAGACUGUGAAAGCUGACCUGGCUUUUGCUAAGGAACGUUGUGCACAGCUGGAAGAAGAAAACAGAAUUCUUCGAGAGAGUAGUGAAAAGGGCGGAAGUCCUGAAGAUGAUGAUUUGAUAAGGCUCCAGCUCGAGACACUUUUGGCAGAAAAGGCUAGGUUGGGUCAAGAGAACUCAGUCCUAACACGGGAGAACCGUUUCUUGAGGGAGAUUGUUGAAUACCACCAGCUCACUAUGCAGGAUGUUGUCUACCUCGAUGAAAAUAGUGAAGAGGUGACUGAAGUGUACCCCAUAAAGGUUGUAAGUCCACAAGUGACCAAGGAUAACUCAUCUCAUCCUGUGUCAUCCUUAGAGACUAAGGAUGUUUCGUGUGAUAUCACCUCUCUGAGCUCUUUCAUCCAAAUUCCUGCUGAAGGUGAUUUAGGAAGACACUGAUUUCCAGUUGCUGGAUGUAUUGCUUUGAUCUUCUCCAGCCGAAAGUGUGAAUGGGUGUUCAGUGUGAUUUCUUUUGGUUGAGCCUGGUCAUCCUGAAACUUAAUAUGUAUUGAACUUUCUUUUAUCUUUUUUUGGUUUAUUUUCUUGGUAGGGAAGGCAAAUGCACUGGGGUUGGAGAGAACAACGUGAAUUGUGGCUUGUUUAGUUAUGCUGUAAGCUAGCCGGUUCUCACUGCAACGAUGUGGAGGUCUUCUACGAAUGUAUGUUAAAAUGAAGAAUUAAUAUAAUGUUUCUCUAAUUCAAAAGUCUUUUAUUUU
Solanum verrucosum is the source of this 1939-nucleotide messenger RNA. RefSeq lists its product as uncharacterized. The transcript is spliced from 7 exons. Lineage: Eukaryota; Viridiplantae; Streptophyta; Magnoliopsida; Solanales; Solanaceae. The record is from RefSeq and is a predicted model, not a curated record. Bases 246 to 1622 code for a protein of 458 amino acids.